AUGAGCAUUGCAGGAAUGCGAUUUUUCCACACAUUCUACGUCAUGCUACUAAAGAACGCGCUCAUAGCGUAUCGUAGCCCAAUAUGGACUAUCUUCGAACUAGUCGUACCAAUUAUUUUGGGCAUGAUCUUACUACCAAUAAUAACGUUUGGUAGCAGUGUUUCUUCUAUGGCUACAGUUUUACAAAAUAUGAAUGGCUCAGCAUCUUCUGAAAGAAACUUCAGUCCUAUAUCUUGCUCGUUGAUCCUCAUGUUUUAUGUCAAUUCUGGUCCAGACAAGGACGACAUAGAAAUACUCCUUAAUAACACACCCAUGGAAAGGACCAGGUUUAAUUCUUCUGCUGUUAUGAUUGAUUAUUUGGAGAUGACGAAGUCGUUUGGAAUCGAGUUCAUAUUGUUUAAGGAGAAGAGACUUGUUUACAAGGUAUAUAAUAUCGAUGAUUCGGAAAAUGUGUUUGCAGUGAGCGCAACCACGGAAGUGUUUUCAACGCAAACUUCCACAUAUAAUCUAAUCCCCAUUCCUCCGAGCCCUAAGGACGAAGCAAUUGCUGUCCUUCAAGUAUGUCUCACACUCGCUGUUGAAAAAAAGAGCUUUGAUGAGAAGAUUGGGUUUGAUUAUGAGAUUGUCAAUGUAGUGUCGAACGAAGAUUCUACAGUUAGGGGCCCAUUAACCUUUCUUUCUGGAGCGCUACCAAUGUUACUUAUGCCAAUAGUAAUGCACACAGCUAUGACAACUGCAUCAGAAAAAGAAGGAGGAAUGAAGGAGUUUCUCUUAGUGAUGGGUCUCGACAGAGUAACAAAUUUUCUCGGAAUUACUGUAUUCUCAUUGCUGAAAGUCUUACUGGUAAUCGCAAUCAUAGUGAGAAAUUUGAUAUUUGAGAUACCGCGUGCUAUGUUACCAAUUCUGGUCCCUUCUCUCUUUUUAUUCAGUCUCGGCAUUGUAAUGAUGGGGAUGUUGUGCGCGGCGUUCGUCAAAACAAGCAAUGGGGCGUUAACAGUAUCUAUGUUGGUCCUUAUUUUGAUGUUUUUCGUCCAGUCCAUUAUGUCAAAUAUAUAUGAUACCAGUUUUAUACACUACUUGUGUCACUUGGAUUUUCUUGUUGCAUACGGCAAUGUUCUAAAUAGCUUGCGUCUGCACUAUAUGCGAGGGAAGAACAAGAUUUAUUUGUCAAAACUUUUCUUAUACGAUGAUAUCAUUGACGUGGGCCCAUCGCUGACUCUCUUCUUGAUUACCAUUAUUCUUAUGAUGCUCCUUGUUCUGUUUCUUGACUACAUAUCAUUGAAAUCGCUCUUACCUUGUUUCUAUGACAAAUUUGGCAAAAAGCUUGUUGAUAUCAAAGCUUCUGAAGUUGCACAAAGAUCCUCCUGGCACGAAGAAGCAGAAGGAGUCGGUGAACCGGCUCUCGAUGUUGACUCUGUGAGCAAGAUUUGGGAAACAACAGGCGAAGUGGCUGUCCGUAACUUCAAUAUGAAAGCAUAUCGUGGACAGGUAACCGUACUUUUGGGGCACAACGGAGCAGGAAAGAGCACAACUUACGCAAUGAUUUGUGGUACAACACCAGCAACCGCCGGAACAAUCACAGUUCUUGGGGAACAAAUUUCUACGAGUAUAUGUGGGAUGCGUCCAGCCGUUGGAUUUUGCCCGCAAACGAAUUGCAUAUAUAAGAAGCUUACUGUAGAAGACCACCUUUGGUUAUUUUUCAUUCUGAAGGGAGGCAAAGGUGUUUGGAAAGAUGAAGCCGACCUUCUUUGUAUACAGCUGGAUAUGGUGCAUCUUUCGAAAAAGAAAGCAGGAAAGCUUUCUGGAGGAGAAAAGCGUAAGCUAUGUUUGGCAAUGGCUUUCAUCGGUGGAAGUGAGCUGGUGAUGUUGGAUGAACCAACAGCAGGUCUAGAUCCUCAAUCAAGAGUAAUUGUGAAGAAGUUGAUAGAAACGAAGAAGAAGGACAGAGCCAUUGUUUUGACAACACAUUACUUGGAUGAAGCCGAAGCAAUGGGAAAUUUCAUGUACAUUAUGUACAUGGGAACUUGUAUGUGUAGCGGAACUCCAAAUUUUCUUAAAGCAAGGUUCGCACCUGGGAUCAUUCUUAACCUAGUGUUUUCUCAAAAUGUUUCCAAGGAAGUGGUUGAUGCAGCAGUACAGGUUGUGAAAGAACACAUUGAAGAAGCCGAAGUUGGUGAAAUGAACGGGAAACAACUUCGCAUUGAAAUGCCGAGGAAUCAGCGAGAGAACAUUCCGAAAUUAUUUGCUGAACUUGAGAAUAAGAAAGAAUCGCUUAAAGUUGACAGUUUCGGUUUAUCGAUGAACGCACUUGAAGAGGCAUUUUUGAAAAUAGGAGAAAUCGGCGAGAAAGCAUCAUCGCAUGAAAAACCACGAGCAUUCUUUCAAGAUCCGACAAUAAUGGAUCUACGUAAAGGAUUUUGCGAACGAAUAUUGCAACAGAUCUUCUAUAUUUGGUUUCAAAAAGUCCACAACGCACGUCGCAACAUUUCGCUAAUAACAAAUCAGAUAAUAUUUCCUCUCGCUUUGGCAAUUCUAAUCGGUUGGAAGGCAGGAAACAGUACUCGCAGCGAAAUAACAAGUGUCGAAGAUCCCGAUAUGUCUCUCAACCGAAUAAAACGUGGCCGUUUUUUGAUAUUCGAUGCUUUUAAUAGCACGGAUAAAGUGGAACUCAUUGAGAAAGCUUUGGAGAAGUAUCCGAACAUCGAGAUCAUGCAGUACAGCUCAAACAAUUGGGAAGAACUAUGGCCGACGGAUUUUCCUUGGGCAGCCGGAGGUGUUAUAAUUCGGAGCGAAACGGAAGUCUCUGUGGGAUCACAAAACUAUUCCUGGUUGAUACCCUCAUACAUAUACCAUAAAGAGCAGACACUUUUCCAUUUUAUCACCGACGUCGAAUAUGCAGCAGGGAAUCUCCAGGUGCACGUCAUGGUUACGUAUAUUUCGAAAGAUGUCGGAACUCUCUCAAUGCUUUUCCUGAUCCCUGCUCUGAUCUUUCUGAUUGCUGUUAUGCUCAAUUCCACAUUUGUAACCCCGUUGCUCGAGGAGCGGUUGUCCAAUUUUAGACACCAGCAAAUGUUAGCUGGAUUGUCACCAUUGGUUUUUUGGGCAACAACGUUCGUCUGGGACUCAUUCAUCAUAGGUUUUGUUACGUUAACGAUGAAGUUAAUAUUUGUGAUUUAUAAAGUCAAUAUAAAUUGGAUGCUUAUGUUUUUGUUUUAUGCAUACUGCGUUACAAUACUUCCACUAAUCUACGUUAUUUCUUUAUUUAUUGACGGAAAAGGAAAGGCUGAAUUUCUUUGUCAGGUGUAUCAAAUCGGGACUGUUGUUGUCGUGUUCAUCCUCAUUUACCGAGGACAUGAAAUACAAACCGUUUAUUUUUUCCCAUGUUACGCAUUUGGACGCAUUCUCCUAACAGAACUUCUUCCCGACCUAACACUGAGUGGAGAGAAUGUGUCAAAUGGAGAUGCAGUUGUAUCAUUUCUAGUACAUGGUGGUAUCUUUUCAUUUCUCCUAAUUAUUCAUGAAUUUCACUUCGAUAGAUAUCUACUGAGGGCACUGUUGAAGAAAACCUACAUCGAGAAAAGUGAUGUACCGGAUGAAGCGGACGUCAUUGAAGAGAGGGAAUUUGUGGAGAAUAACAUUUCAGAACUCGCCUUAGCUGUACAGAACCUUACCAAAUAUUAUGGGACGAACUGUGCUUUGAAAAGCACUACUUAUGGCAUCCGAGAAGAAGACUGUUUUGGUCUUGUUGGUGCAAGCGGAGCCGGAAAAACAUCCACGUUUGACAUAAUAACAGGACUUCGAUUUGCUAAUAAUGGAAGUGUCUUCAUCGGUAACAAGUUUGUGAAUAGAACUCAGGGAAUUGGCUAUUGCCCACAGUCAGACGCAUUGCUACCUCGCCUAACGUGUGAGCAAAACAUGAAAGUUAUUGCUGGGCUUCUAGGAUAUCGACAUCCGAGAAUGGUAGCUGAUGAAAUGUUCCGGUUCUUGGACCUCACAAAGCAUGCGGGCAAAGCGUUUGGAAAGUGCAGUGGUGGACAAAAGAGAAGAGUUAGCAUAGGUGCGGCACUGUUGAACCCUUCAAGACUCGUAAUUCUUGACGAGCCAACUGCUGGAAUAGAUCCGAAAACGCGCCAUCAUGUCUGGUCGCUUCUAAAAACAAUGCGUAUUAGUGGUCGAGCACUGCUGCUUUCAUCACAUUCUAUGGAAAAAUGUGAAGCGCUUUGUUCACGAAUAGGUGUCCUUGUUCGGGGAAGACUUGUUGCCAUAGGAGCAAGUCAAACGCUUAAAUCCAGGCAUGCACAUUACUUCUUUCUUCAUAUGACGCUAAACUCACAAGAAGACAAAGAUACUGUAAUCAGUAAAGUGCUGAAAACAUUCCCAUCAGGUGAUUUGGUGCCAGCUCAAAGUGGCUCACUUUAUUUAAAAUUUAAGAUUCGACAAAGAAAGGAAGAACGAAUUUCGAUGCUUUACGAAACGGCCGAAGAAAUGGCAUCAUCAUUACCAUUAAGCGAAUUUUUCCUUAUACAAGCUUCACUGGAAGAUGUCCUUGAGAUACUUAACGAACAAUAUGGCGGAAAAAUCCUUUGA
This is a messenger RNA of Necator americanus (New World hookworm), 4587 nucleotides long. RefSeq lists its product as uncharacterized. Bases 1 to 4587 code for a protein of 1528 amino acids. Gene Ontology annotation, cellular component: intracellular membrane-bounded organelle; membrane. NCBI's taxonomy places the organism in Eukaryota, Metazoa, Nematoda, Chromadorea, Rhabditida, Ancylostomatidae. Gene Ontology annotation, molecular function: lipid carrier activity; ABC-type transporter activity; ATP hydrolysis activity. Gene Ontology annotation, biological process: lipid transport; transmembrane transport. The record is from RefSeq and is a predicted model, not a curated record. The transcript has 41 exons.